GUCUUCUCCGGUACGGUACGUCUCCCGUUUUAACCAGCUACUAGUAAAAAUUCCAUGAACGCGGAUCCAGGGACCGAGCUAGAGACACAUGCCGGGGUUGACGAUGGAAGGAGACGGAAGGAGGCUGGCGGCCGCGCUGUGUCUUGUUAUCGUGGCCACGGCGAGCGUGGCGCCUGCCCAGUUGGUCGUUGUGAAGAACAGCAUCUGGGUGAUGUCGCCACUGUCCAUGAGGGCCCACCACGAGGCGGCGAUCGCCAACUACGGCGUCCCGAAUUACGGUGGCACGCUGACCGGCGUGGUUCUGUACCCGGCCGACGCGAAGCUGGCGACGGGGUGCAGGCCGUUCGACACGACGGCGCCGUUCAAGUCCCGGUCCGGCCGCCCCGUGGUCCUCCUCGUGGACCGCGGGGAGUGCUACUUCGCGGUCAAGACAUGGAACGCGCAGCAGGCCGGCGCUGCGGCGGUGCUGGUGGCCGACAACUUUGAGGAGCCGCUGCUGACGAUGGACAACCCCGAGGGCGAGGGGGAGACACUGACCUUCCUGGCCAACAUCACCGCCCCCUCGGCGCUUGUGACCAAGUCCUUUGGCGACGCCCUCCGCAUAGCGGCCUCCAAGUCCGGCGAAGAGGAGGUGGUGGUCCAGCUGGAUUGGCGCGAGUCGAUGCCGCACCCGGACGCCCGGGUGGAAUACGAGUUCUGGAGCAACAUCAACGACGAGUGCGGCCCCCGGUGCGACGAGCAGGCGGCGUUCGUAUCGGCGUUCCGUGGCCAUGCGCAGCUGCUGGAGAAGGCCGGCGACGCGCUCUUCACCCCGCACUACAUCAUCCGGUUCUGCCCGGCCCGUUUCGCCGGCACGCGGCAGUGCGCGUCGGAGUGCAUCAACCAUGGCCGGUACUGCGCGCCGGACCCGGAGGGUGACCUGGGGCGCGGGUACGAGGGCAAGGACGUGGUGGUGGAGAACCUCCGGCAGCUGUGCGUGCACCGCGUGGCCAACGCCCGGAACGCGUCGUCGGUGUGGUGGGACUUGGUCACCGACUACCGCGUCCGGUGCUCCAUGCGGGAGAAGAAGUAUUCACGGGGAUGCGCCGAGGAGGUGGUGGCGUCGCUGGGCCUGCCGGCGGAGAUGAUGGCGGAGUGCAUGGGGGACCCCGAGGCCGACGCCGACAACGAGGUGCUCGAGACGGAGCAGAUGGUGCAGGUUGGGCAGGGGAAUCGAGGGAACGUCACCGUCUCGCCGACGCUCGUGAUCAACAACGUGCAGUAUCGCGGGAAACUGGAGAGCACCGCCGUUCUGAAGGCGAUUUGCGCUGGAUUCAAGGAGACCACUGAGCCCCGUGUCUGCUUGACACAAGACAUGGAAACGGACGAGUGCCUGGACAACAACGGCGGCUGCUGGCGCGACGAUAAGACCAACAUCACCGCCUGCAAGGACACGUACAGGGGAAGGGUUUGCGAGUGCCCCAUGGUGGAGGGUGUGAAGUACGAGGGGUACGGGUACAAAGACUGCAAAGCCAGUGCAAGGUGAACAACCGAUGGGUGCUAGAAGAGCGAGAGAAAAUCUAGAAAGAAGGGAGGGUUUAUGAUUAGGGAAAAGGAAGUUUUAGAUGUGUACACUGCUAUGUUAUUGAUCAUGCAAAUUUUCGUCCAGUUAAUCUUCUUGUACCGUUGUACGCACUUUUGUCUGAAACUAUGUUCUAUAUUAUAAAACGUUUUGGAUAGGCUAACAAGCCUACCUAAAGGGUAUGCGUAUGGGAUCAUAGAACCUAUACCCGCGUACUCAUUCACCCUUCCAAUAUUUUAUAAGUUGACCAUUGUAAUAUUCGAACAUACUUAAUUUUUUCCUAAUCACACAUUCAAGUCUGAACCUCAUGCUUCCCGGUCCCAUAAUUGUUGAUCGGUUAGUGAGGAUUAGGCUCCUAUUUAGGAUCGCUUCACCUAGUGUCAUUCAACUUCCGCGGUACCUU
This is a messenger RNA of Lolium perenne, 1964 nucleotides long. RefSeq names its product vacuolar-sorting receptor 6. The record is from RefSeq and is a predicted model, not a curated record. Lineage: Eukaryota; Viridiplantae; Streptophyta; Magnoliopsida; Poales; Poaceae.